AUUGCCUGAACUAGGCAAGCACUUGAUAAGUGCCACGGGCUGGCAUUGGCGAGUAGUGGUCGCUAAUCGCUUGAACAAACCGCAUCCGUACCGGGUACCGGCGAUGACAGUCUUGACACUUUGGAUCAGCCUACUGAUCGGUGGUGCCGUUGGCACCUUAGGGGCUGGCGUCCGGGGAACGCCCAAGGGGGCGUCCCAACUGUUCCACUAUGAAUGCAACCGUCUACAGGAAAGCGAACAGCCGUGGCAAUGUUGGGCCGAAGGGUACAGACCAGUGGCGGCCAAUGUCCAAAAGUUCCACGAAUCAGCCAAUGCGACCCAAGCCGACAUUCAGCGUAUCUUGCAGUUUAACCAAACAAACACCGUGCUGUUUAUGGUGAACAGUAACUCGGACAAUCAGAACCUUCGCACCGAGUUCAGUCUGCUGCCGAACAACAUCGUCCGCCUGGCGCUGGACAACGUUGGACUCGAGACGCUCCAGAUUGGUCCAUUCGUUGGCGGUGAGAAUGAUUGCCGUUUGGGGGAGCUUUCGGUGCCCCGGAAUCGCCUCCGCGAGUUGCCGCCGGGCGUCGAGAGGUUGACGGUGCUUCGGAAGCUCGACAUAAAACACAACUUGCUGCAACACUUUAGGCUCGAUCGCCUCGCAAGGGCCACCUCUUUACGGCGCUUGUUAUUGGGUCACAAUCGAUUGGAAAGCUUCACCACGGACGGGGGCGUUUCGUUCGAUUCGCUCCAGGAGCUCGACCUAUCGAAUAAUCGCCUUACGACGCUGGACUCCUCCGGCUGGAGUAUGCCAGCGCUGGCUACGUUUCAUGUGGACCACAAUCGCGCCCUAGCCUCGAUUGAGGGCUGGUCAAAACGGCGGUUCCCGCUGGUGAAGGGUUUCGAUCCGACCGGUACGAACAAUUGGAACCAAACGUGGCUCUCGACGGUACAAUAGCCGACCAGCGGUGAAGGACGGAACAGAAUCAACCAUGACAGAUAUUAGGGAAAGGGUUCGGUAAUGUAACUCAUUAACUGUCUAAACCUAGAAGGCAGCACAAUAAAUCUCAAAUGAUCCAAU
Anopheles cruzii is the source of this 1063-nucleotide messenger RNA. Its product is annotated as biglycan-like. The coding region runs from base 104 to 940 and encodes 278 amino acids. Gene Ontology annotation, molecular function: protein binding. The transcript is spliced from 2 exons. Gene Ontology annotation, cellular component: extracellular matrix. Lineage: Eukaryota; Metazoa; Arthropoda; Insecta; Diptera; Culicidae. The record is from RefSeq and is a predicted model, not a curated record.